AUGGUGAAUUUGUUGUUUUUGUCUUGUUUUGUGGCUUGUAUAUAUGCAAGGGUUUCCAGGGUUCUAAAACCUUACACUGGUACCACAGGUUUAUAUUAUGGAGCAUACAGAGAUGAUAUAUUGGCAAAUAAAGUGCAGCCAAGAUUUCAACAUGUACAGUACAAAUUAGCACGUGUAAAUACCUCACCUUGCCUGGCAACUAUUAAUUCACCAAAUCUAUCUACACUUUCAGAGAGAUCAGAUAAAACACUAUCACGAGUUAUAUCAAAUGUAUCACGUAAACUAACAGAUAUUUCGCGCAUUACACUUAAAAGUGCUAAGGAAAAGAUAAGAAGCAUAGUGGGCAAAGUUCAUGGAUUUUUGGCAUCUCGUGAUCAUUUUUACAUUUCAAGAUUGGUACAAGGACUCUUGAGGAUUCCUCCUGUUACCGCAUUUUAUCUUACGACAUCUACACUAGUUGCAUUUGCAUCGUACUUUUUUAAUGACAAUUUCCCCCUAGAUUGUGUGCAAUAUAGCAAAGAAGGAUUAUUGUGUGGACAGGCUUGGCGUUUAUUCACUCCAUACUUUUAUUUUGGACAGUUGUGGAUGGCACAUUUUUUAAUGUCACAAUCUGUAGCAACAUACAUGUCCUCGGUUGAAACAGCCAUGUGUACCUGUCCGGAAAAAUUUCUCGAGUUUUUAUCAUUUGGUAUGGUUACUAUUUCAUUGUAUGCAUUUUUGGAAUCUGAAUUGUUUAAAAAUUCAUUCUUGACAACAUUUGAUAGUUUGGCUUACCAUUUGCAUACAUUCAUCCUCUACUUUUGGGGACGUUUGAACGAAGGAAAUAUGGUGAACUGUUUUGAUUUGUUUUAUGUUCCAGCUGAAUACAUUCCAUACCUUUUUAUGCUGCAAAACUUUUUACUUUAUCGUGAGUUUUCAAGAGGGGAUAUUGCAGCAAUUGUCUUUUCAUAUAUUUACUACUUUUAUAUUUGGGAAUGUAAGGUACUGAAGCCAUUUGACAUGCUAAAGGGAACACGGUUUGAGAAGCUUUAUGAUAGAUUUGUAAUGGAGAGAAAUGUAUAA
Messenger RNA from Theileria equi strain WA, 1062 nucleotides. RefSeq lists its product as uncharacterized. The transcript has a single exon. The record is from RefSeq and is a predicted model, not a curated record. Gene Ontology annotation, cellular component: endoplasmic reticulum membrane; Hrd1p ubiquitin ligase ERAD-L complex. The coding region runs from base 1 to 1062 and encodes 353 amino acids. NCBI's taxonomy places the organism in Eukaryota, Apicomplexa, Aconoidasida, Piroplasmida, Theileriidae. Gene Ontology annotation, biological process: endoplasmic reticulum unfolded protein response. Gene Ontology annotation, molecular function: misfolded protein binding; ubiquitin-specific protease binding.